AGAAGUGUGUCCUCUUAAACUGGAUGUCAAUUAGUGGGGAACUUUCAGCGGUGGGGAGCUCACAGUGCACAGGUGGCUCAGCAAACUCAGGUAGGCCCCAUGAGUUAGAAAACAAAACCUGAUUGUCUAUUUUUUUUACGAGUUUCUUUUUCUUGUAUUAAUUAAUUUGAUUAAUUCAAUAAGUCUGUGGUCUGGUCGUCGUGUUCUCCACAGUUCAUUAGAUAACGAGUGUAAAUGACUUCAUUAGAGACGUGGUUUUGCUUGUUCAGAAGAUAGAAGAUGGAGUGGCGCCAGCAGACCAGUGUCAGCUGUGCAGACGCUUUCACCGAGGCUCAACGCUGGAUUGAGGUAUACAAUCUAUACUUGUCUUUCAACAUGUUUCAUCACAAGUCCAGGAAUCUGCUGCUAUUUGUGUUUCCUUCCCCCCAUCAUGAAGAUCUGGCCCCUUAUUUACCCUCCUCUUGUGGUAACAUGUUUCCUGUUAGUAGGUGACAGUCAGUUGAGUUCAGCCAUGAAAGAUUUCUUGCCCAUUUUGUUUGUAUCAUUUGGUCUUUGACUUGCUAGAAACAGUUAGUGUUCAGGAGCUAAAACGAAGGCACAUUCAUAGACUGAGGCUAUCUUCAUUUAAAAUGCAAAAAUCACCUUGAUAAGACUCAGGUGAGUAUUUGCCUCCGGACACAGAGCACACUUUGUGAGAAUCUUUUGUGGCUGUGCAGAUAAAAGUGAUAGGACUGCAAGACUAGGGAGUUUCACACAGGAUACACAUAGAGGACAUGCAGAUAUAAAUAGAUAAUGUUUUAAAGAAAAGACUUUCAGGACUAUUCUUCAGCGACUGUCCCCUUGUUGUGCUUGCUCAUGUGUCUAUCUUUUGAUAAGUCAGUUCUCUGCACACAUGCUGUGGUUAGAUGUGAUCAGAGCAUGGCAGACAGGCGGGCUGUUCUCUGCACACAUGAUGGAGGAUGUGGUUUUAAAACAAAUGCAGUUUCUUGGUUACCCCUGUCAAAACACUCGAGAUGAAAUCUUGAAAUCAUAAGCCAUGUUUGCAACUUGCAGAGAGUAGGAGCUGAAUGUUGACCAACUCUAAAUGGAACCAGUAAUGUCGAUUGUGUCUGAGUGGAUCAUUAUGAGAGUUCUGUCCAGGGCUCACUUGGCGCUGAGCCCGUGCCAAUUUUACCCCUCUAUUUUCCUGCACUGAUGGAUGAAAGGUUGGAUGAACACUGAUGAGGUCUGUGUUUGUGUGUAUGGGUGUGCUGAGAGGGAGAGAGAGAGAGUCAGCUGCUUUAAAGGUAAUACUAAAUGGUGUCUUUAGCGUUUCCUUGUGCUACACAAAAGUGAGAAUAUGUUAGAACUAAUGUUCACUGUUACGGAUUGCAGGGUAAUAAGCUUCUGUAUAUAAAAACAUCCACAAAUGGUUACUGUUUAUCAUUUUAGUACUCGCAGCAAAUGCAUUUUUUUUCAGUGCCUGGCUGCUGAACUGGAGUGGUAAUGAGGGACUGGCCUCUUUUACAUCAAGUUAAGAGGUUAUUGAGUUAUUUGUCUGUGAACAGUAGUUAUGAGAGCAAUCUCCAUGUGUUUCGGUACAGUGAUGUACUCCUGUUUCUACUGUCACUUAAUCAGCCAGUCAUCUAACAGCUGACACUUUCAAAUGAGGUCUUAAAAUUAGGUAAAAAGUGCUAGUUAUAACUUCUAAGGGCCCAAAGUGACACAUCCAGUGGUCUUGUUAAGUCCAAUCACCAAGCAAAUGUGGAUAGAGGUGUGAUUUAUCCUCAUAUGUGUCUGAAAGUUUAAAUAGCAAAAGUACAAUGCUAAAAACUAGUACUGAAUGGUUGUAAUGUUUGAGUCCUUGAGUGGCUCUGCUGUGAAAAUUCCCUCAUGGACUGAAAUUGACCUCCUUUAACCAUUGUGCUAGGGCUGGGCGAGAAAACGAUAAAUAUCAAAAAUUAAUUCCCUUCAAUAUCAAUAUAAAACACGGUCAAAAUCCUUUUCGACAGUUGGCAUUCUGCCAUGUUUUGGUUGACUAAACGAAUAGCCAAUGAAAAGGGGAGUUGCUUCGGGUCACGCCACGCUGAGCCAAGCAUGUUUUGAAUUAGAACCAAGUGGCAAACAACUGCGUAGUAGCAGGCUGCAGCUACAUGCAACCAUAGCACUUUAACACGUGAAGCCGACAGCACUGUUGGUGGGGAAAAAGAAAAUGUUUGCUACAUAUUUAAGAUUGACAAGUGAUUUUGUUAUAUCAUGAUACAUAUUGAUAUCUCACCCAGCCCUAUGUUGUGCAUGUGCACAGUUUGUCGCUGCAUCCAGAAAUCAAUUUUUACCAAAGAGGGAACCAUUUUCAGAUACGACCAAGAAAUGCAGCUGACUUUUCCAGGCCUGAGAGACGAAGUUGAAAAAGUGUCCUGGCCUGUAAAAAUCACAAUUAGAUAUUCUUUUCAGAAACCAUGGAUGUGGGGUUUCUUUUUGCUCUGCAGAGAAGUGGGACCACUGCCCUGUUACAAGUCUACAGUUCAAAGACCAGGAUCAACGGGUGCAUAAAUGUUCAAGCAGUUACACAUUUAGGGAGUUACCAUCAACGCUCAAUUGGUUUUAGAGCAACAUUUGCUGCCUUCCAGAUAAUGCCCUUUUUCAGGGAAGACCCUCCAUGGUAGUAGAGUCUGAGUGCACAUGCCUGCAGUCCUGACUAGUCCUUCAUAUCAUGAAAUGAAAACUCCAGAAACUGGUCUCUUUAGUUCCUAAUCCUUUGCAGAGUACUGUUAAAGACGAGGGAAACAUGCCUCUGUCCCAACUAAUUUUAGUGCCUUACCCUAACCUGCUGGCAUCAAAUGAAAGAUAAACGUGUAUUUUUCAUAAAAGAAUUAAAACUUUCCCUUUGCAACAUUUGAUAACAUCAAUAUUUGACAACAGUCUUUGUAUUUUCAGUUAUAAUUGGAUGAUAAUACUCAACAUUUUGGGAAAAACACUGUAGUUUUAGAUGAACGAAUUCAGGAACCUAUCAUCUUUGAGUGUUAUCGCUGUCUGUUAGAUACAAAAAAUACAUAACUAGACAAUUUCUCUUAAGAUAAUUUCCUUUUUAUUUGAAAACAACUGAAGCUCUCCAGAGAUGUUUAUCAUGACAGACAUUUGGCUGAAAUCAAUCUAAUCUGUGGUGACCAGGGCAGCGGUUGUUUAUAGAAGUGACCAAGCACAGCCAUGUUUUGUAAACUAGACAGUAUCUCGACCACAUGAUUGUUUCAUUGUGUUAACCUGGUGUUGCAUUGUUUGUCGAUUCUGCUGUGAAGCAUCCGGUCCAUGCCCGCUGCCCAGAUUCACCAAGAACGAAUAGUGAUGGUGGAUUCCUGGGGGGACUAAUUAGUGAGAAGAAUAGCCUUUUGGGGCCCUGUGUUCGUUGUGGAGCUGAACCUCAAUAGCCCCAUUUUUAUGGCCUCAUUACGGAGCCCUCUUGCCUUGUGUUUGCUUCUGCCGUGGUAAUUCAUUUAGGUGUUGUAUUCCUUGAUUUGCCCAAAAACAUAUUUUCAACUGCGGGGUGGGGGUGUUUGUCCACAUGCAUUUUUUUUUUUAGGCUCAUUGUUUUGCCUGAUAGAUACUUUGUGUUUGUUCUCACACAGAGAUCAUUUGAACCGUAUGCUCCUGCAGCUGUUGGGAGUAUUUAUCAGUUGUACAGACUAAAUUUUAAAAGUUUCCAUCUAUGGUUCAGGUUAUAGGAGUUAAGGGCCGGUUUAUACCCCAUUUGUGACAAGUCAUGGCUUUAUGGCACUUGAUAGUCAAAGCUGAGUUGUACAGAAAGUUUGGGAGAGCAGACUGGAGCAAUGUGUUUGAGAAGUUUGUUGUGAAGUUGCUCUUGCUUUACUUUGUGUACAGUGCCACUACAAAAUUAAGUUUAUUGCAAUAUCACCACUGCAACUAACAAUAUAUCAUCAUCAUUGAUGCUAUUGAUUUCAUGAUUCCUCUUGACAUUGUUGUGUUGUUUAGUAGACCGUGCCCUGCCUGAAUAACUCAUGGAUCAAUAUUUUGUUUGUGUUUUUUUAAGGAGGUGACUGGAAAACCUUUUGGUUGUAACGACUUCCGGGCUGCCUUGGAGAACGGGGUCCUUCUUUGCGAGUAAGUAAUGGCGGUCAAACAGAGGUGUCACUUUUUACUGGUAAAGCCCAGGCCUACAGGAUUAGGGUGACCAUACGUCCUCUUUUACCUGGACAUGUCCUCUCUUUUGGGGGCUGUCCGGCCUUGUCCAGGGGAGUUUAUAAAAUCCUUCAAAUGUCCGGAGUUAGAAGCGCGUAAAAAAAAACACUCGACCCAACCUGAAAAAACUCUUGAAAUUGACUCAGAGACUCCGCCUCGCGUAGUGGUGUCCUCUUUUUGGUGAUUCAGAAUAUCGUCACCCUAUACAGGAUGUGUCAAAAUUAAAAAGCACGAAUAUUAGUGACUGUUGAAUGUCAGUACAACAACUUAAAAAAACAGUAUAGGAUAUUGAUAGCUCAAAAACAUAAGCUUGUUGCUGCACAAGAACAAUGAGGCCUGUAGAGUCAUCUAUACAGAUCAGCACCUUAGCCCAGAGACUAACACUACAAGGCAGCACCAGCAAAUGGCCAGUAUCAUUUGGUUACCCGUCUUUACUAACUCUGGCAGAGAGGUUCACGCUAAGAGGUCCCAAAAAGCUUGUUACUAACUUGAAAAGUCAAUCCAGCAUCUGUAAACUCGCACAUACUGUCGGCACAAUCAUGGAAAAAACUUUGAGCAAAUAAAUACAUAAAACUCUAUUAGAAAAGUCUAUUAGUAAGACUCAUCACAGCUGACAGUUGAGAUAAAAGCCUAAAUUGAAACUUAUAUCACUUUCUCAUUGUUGAUAGAUCCGACUAUAACGACUUCUAUUUAUUUUCUGAAACAGAUUUUCUCUAGUUUAUUCUUGCCUUAAAUCUAAUAUCCCAGCUUCAACAAGCUGAGUGAUAUAAUAUGAAAGCACUCGUAACUUCAAAUCUAAUAAAGACAAGAGGUUGAAGUUUCUGAUGUAAGUCCCUUCUCGUCUCUGUUAAAAUAAGCUCAAUCAGUAUCUGACGUCAGUAUUUUCCAUAUGUAAAAUCACACAAGGAGAAAAUGAAUGUUGUCUUUUGGUGUUUGUCUCUUCCUCCUUCACUCAUGAUCAGCUCACGAAGCUCCACAAUCAAGCAUGUUGAUUUCUCAGAAUUUUCUAGUGAAGUAGUGAAGACGCAGUGUCACUCCUGAAGAUACCACCAAAAAUACCGUUGUUUGAAAAGUUGAUUUUUACAUUCCCUUUUUUAAAUGAGAGGUCUGCUUCUGGAUAAUCACCUAACCUUAAUUUCAUCUGUUUAUGAGACUUGGGCCCUAGGUCUCUAAAUCCACAGAUAUGUGAAUCACUAAACUGGAUUUCUUUGAUUUUCUUCACAGCUUGAUCAAUCAGUUGAAACCUGGAAUCAUUAAGAGAGUAAACAGACUUUCUACUCCCAUUGCUGGCCUGGUGAGUGUUUUUAAAGUACUGACUGUGUGUGUGUGCAUGUGAGAAGGUGGCUGUAGAUAUAAGUCCUGUAGGCAAAUGUUAUAUGAUUGCUUCUGUGGAUAAUAUCAUUACAUAAGAAAAUAAGAGGCACCUGCUAGCCAGGAUGUUUCAACACACUUUUGUGGUUUCCUGUUAAAGGCAGUGAGAGACACAGCGUCGCCGCCACACGCCGAAAGAUCUUGAAACUGCAUUUUAAUGUGCAGAUCCCGCUGCUAAAUAUGUAAAAGCUUCUUUUUUAUUGGUGAUGAAUGCAAAUGCAGAUUUUUUUGUUCUGGCUUCUGGCUGCGUUUGGAUGGCACCAUACAAGUAUAAUUGCUUAAACUGCCCUAAGCAAGGGCAGGUAGAGAUCAAUUGCAGCCUCCCAUCAGAGGGCAAUAAACAGACAGAGCCCUUAACAGCGGGCACUGGAGAUACGGGGAUGGGUGUUGUGAGAGGCAGCGGAGAAUCAGCAGCUCUGUGACAGCAUAAAGGAGCAUGCUGCUGUUGUUGCAUGUUUUAACCUCUCCAAUACUAAUUAAAUUUGCUAAAUGUUUGUAGUGACAUUUACUGGAGGACCACACAGGACUCUCCAUUGAUUUUUCUACCCUUUUUGAAGUCGUCAUUUGAAUAAGUGCAGGCUUAAAAUAUCCAGUCAUCUUUAAAACAUUCAGUGUUACGCUUUGUGUAAUUUGCUCUAAAGUGUGUUGAUGUGCAGAUCUUGUAGUUUGUCUGUUUGCCACCAGAGAAUGCCAAAGCAUUAUCAGACUCGGCCUGCCUUUUGUUUAAGAGUGACCGCGCAGUUUUGGUAAAAUUCAAUUUAACCGUCUUGCAUAUUAAAGAGCUCGAGACACUGUCUGUGCUUACGGUUUUAUUUUUUUUAUUAGCUUUUUGUUAACAGAGCUAGAGCGGGCUGAAGUUGUAUUAACUGAGUAUAAUAUUACUGUCCAUCCUCAGCUGAGCAGGUUUAAUGUUUCCAGACAACAGCCUUUUUUUCAUCAACCACCUACAUUUUCUUCUUACUGACUACUGGUGAUCAGUAUGUCAUGUUUGACAUCUCAAACCUUAGGAGGAGGAGAAAAUAGGAGGAGGACUCUUUACCAUCAUUUUAUUGAAUUAAAUGCAUUUAGUAAAAAUCUGUUUCUACAAGUGGUUUUUCAGGGAAACUGAAUAUUUCUGCUGCAGGUGGUCAUUAAAAUGUUAUCAGAUCACAGUUUUUUAUUCAUGAACAAAACGGUAUUUUGUUGAAUCUUGAGCAUAUGUAAAUGGUGAUGACUCCACAAGCCUUCAUAGAAAAGGUCGGAGCCUGUUUUUUAUAGGUUUCUUGGUGCUUUUUAUUGUAUUUUUUAUUAUUUUUCUGUUCAGGUCUCAUUUCUGUGUUUCUGUAAUGUUCAGGAUAAUGUCACUGUCUUCCUCAAAGCCUGCGGGAAACUGGGACUGAAUGUGUCACAGCUGUUUCACCCAGGAGACCUGCAGGACCUGUCCACUCGAGCUACACUCAGGUCAGCACUUUCCUCACGCCUCAAGAUGUUCACACAACAUUUGAUGAAGUCGUCUGUCUUCAGAAGCCUGCAUGCUUUUUGGACGAGAGCUUUCACUUGUUUGAUAUUCAGAGAGCUCAUCCGCAAUGUAUUUUUGGUGCCUUAUCUAUGCUGAAAGAGGCGUAUAGUUAGGCUGCUUUGCAUUUAUAAAGAUAUAAGGUUUGCUUGACAAGCUGCUGAUUCAUACUAGCUUUUUGCCAGCAUCCUAUAAAAUGUGAUAAAUAGCUGAUCAGUAGAGCUUUGCAAAUGAGAUGGCUCAAGUGUCGUUGUAAGGACUGUCUGUUUACAGUACAAGCUGCACGUUUGUGUUUUAACUUCAUGUGCAGUCGAUCAAAUUAUGAGCAACAUCAGUGUUUAUGCAUUUCAAUUUCUGAUAUUCCUUUUCUGUUUUAGACGAGAUGAAAGCAACAGGAGACUCAAAAAUGUAAGUCUGACCAGGUUGAUUACUUGGUUCAUUCUCUUUGACUUUUGUUGCCAUCAUUUCUAUAUUUUUCUUACCCUUGCUCUUCACGGAAGAGUUUUAAAGGUUAAGGAAGACUUUGGUCUAUUUCUUUAAACCCACUAAAGCACAGUCACAAAAUUUACCGCCAUUCUAUUAGUACCAUGAUCAUUCAGGAUCAUGGUACUAAUAGAAAACAGGGUCCAGGUCCUGAUGCAAGAUUCCAUAAAUCCUCCAGCAACAACAAAAAUUAGAUUGAAUUUGGGGCUCACACUUAUAAUCCAGGCAUCCAAUCAUAGAGAAUAUAGUCUUGUCUCAUAUCACCAUAACUGUGUCUGUAAACUCACUGCUCCAAAUGCAGUAUUUAUGUGUGUUGAACAUGUGAGUCCUGAAUUUGUACACGCUUGUGUGCACUGCUGCUAUUUAACAUGUUCCAAAGCUGAUGAGUUUAUCUGGAAAGCCUCAUUUGAAUCACACAAUAGCUGAUAACGUGGACCCAGUAAUGAGGCUGUUCAUCAGAGCUCUCUUUCUUUAGAGCGGGUGUUGCCGUUUUCUUUUUCAUUCACCAAUUAGGGUCAAUUUGCAACAAACAGAAUUCAGUUUUUUUGACAGCUCUCUGACCAGAUCUGCAAAUAAUUAAAACAGAGUUGUUAAAUAAUUAACCACAAUUAGUUUCAAAGUAGAACUGAGUGUGUUUUGCAGGAUUCUUCCUUUUUUUAGCAGAGGUGAAAGUAGAUCUCCUUUCGUGUGCAUGUAUGUUUUGGUAUUUUGUGUCACAUUUAGGAUUUAACCACAGUGUUCAACCUCAGCGAAGAAAACUUUUGGAUCAGUGAUGCCUAUUUUGAAGAAGAUCUCAAGUUUUCUGUGAUGUGCUAGUUAUACAUUUUCUGCAGCAAAAGGACAUUGUUUACAAAGUUUUAGUUUUGAAGAGACAGAGCUUUUACAAGUUCUUUUUUUAAUAAGACAACACUCACAGAGUUAUAUUCUCUCUAGAUAAUCUCUAAAGUUUAAACCCUUUUCAUGCAACACUGAUGUUAACUAUUGUUGACAGGACCUGAUGAGUGAUUUCUUCUUAAUCUCCUGUGACUGAAAGGAUGCUGUUAAAUCGGGUUGACCUGUGAUGAUCCACUGCAUGCUGCGUGGAGAUUUUAUGGCGUCAUGUAACUGAUGAGCUUUUAUUUUGGUCGAAAGCACAAAAAUUGAAUUUUUCAGUGUUCAAAACAAGCUUUUAUUUAGUAUGAUGUAUAAUGGAACAAACCAGUUGAAACCAAUGUGUGCGUAUUUGCACAUUAUAUAUAUCGAUGUAUCGUCUUUUUACGUUUGUCUGUGUUUCCUGCCAAGGGACUAUGGAUGUAAAUUAGUAACUUUACUAACCCUGGCAUAUUUUCAUUUGUAUAAUUAUUCUUAUGUGCAUAAAUGUGCUCUGUCCCUGUCUAAUUGCCAUCAGCAGCUCAAACAGGAUAGUAACUGACAGAUAGUGGAUCUCAGUUCAACAUCUGUGCAGAACGAAAGGACAAUAAGUAGAACUGUGAAAUAAUGUCUGUAUUCAGUGGAUGUUUUCUAUUGACCCUCAUCAUACAGACACUCAUGAGGCAUAAAUGGGAAUCUAUUAAGAUUCAUUCAUUUCCGUUUUGAAAUUCUUAUCCAUUCAUCAAGUAGCAUUGGUUAAAUAUUACAUCAAUUCCAUCAUCUCUCAAGGCCUUUCAUGGAUUUUUUUAUCUGACUGCUCAGUGAUGACUUUGUUAAGAUACAAAUUGAGCGCUACACAGGGAUGUCCAUGGCAGCGCAUAUCAGGAUUUCUCUUCCAGGGACAAAACCAGGCCUUCAAAAACCGUCCCUAUCCACCUCGAGGCAAAUUAGAAGUGAAUCCUGUCUAAAAAUCCUCGCUUGCUGAAAUAUUAUCACAUUGAAUAUCAGUUUGGUGCCCACAUUUCACAGACUGUUACCGUUGUUGCUUCUGGUUGCUUCACAGAGUGUCAGCUGGAGGAUUCAGGGUUUUCAUCUAGCCCAUGAAAUUUUGUACAGACAUUUAUGGUCACGAAAGCAGCCCUUCCCAAAGAUGGUCAGACAUUUACAGAUCUGGGGGGUGCGAAUACAUGAGGGUAUUUUUUCAUUGUUUUCCUUCAGUCUCUAACUUAUGAUCCACUGCAGGCAAUAUCCCUUUUAAAUAGAAGCAUGUUUUUCACAAUACAGGAAAUAAAGCAACCCAAUCACUGGGCAACAAGAAGAUCAAAGUAGAAAGCCUAAGUCAUUUUUAAAGGGAUAUUUUGGUGUAAAAUUAAUUUAGGGUCAAACACACCAUAACACAGAGUUAGACACUCCCUCGAGAGAUGAAUGUUGCUGACCACUUGCUUCUCUAGUUAUUCCAACUUUAGUAACGACCGCAUGAUAGCAAUACACAGCGAUCUCAGGAUUCAUGCGCUCAACCAAAACGCCACUCUAUAGCCACAAAUAAUGCUCAGAACAGCACCUAAUUCAUCAACAGGACAUAUAGGGUCCCCGCCACAGUACUAGCUAACAAACAUCUUUUUAACUUUGCCUGAUUUCUUCAGCAAAGAGACUAAACACAACUCACCUACUCUCUUCCAGCAGCCACUUGUUUGUAGAAGGACCUUGAAAGAGUCCAUCACCGACUGCAGCGGGGUGACACAGCUCAAGGAAGAACAUUUAUGAUCAUUACUUUAUCAUUUCCUUGAAGUAAUAAUGACCAUAUUAAUAAUUUUGCACUGCAGACGCGGUAGUUCUUCUGCCUUCCAUGAAGAAAUGAUCAUUAAUGUUCUUCCUUGAGCUGCGUCACCCCGUUUGCAGUUGGUAAUGGACUCACCCAAGGUCUCCGUACAAUCAAGCUGCUGCUGGAAGAGAGUAGGUGAGUUGUGUUUAGUCUCUUUGCUAAAGAAAUUAGGCAAAACUAAAAAGAUGUUUGGUGGCUAGUGCUGUGGCUGGGACCCUAUAUGUACUGCUGAUGAAGUUAGGUGCUGUUCUGAGCAUUAUUUGUGGCUAUAGAGUGGCUUUUCGGUUGAGCACAUGGCUCCUGAGACCGCUGUGUAUUGCUAUCCUGCGGUCAUUAUUAAAGUUGGUAUAACUAGAGAAGUAAGCGGUCAGCAACGUUCAUCUCUCAGCAGGUGUCUAACUCGAUGUUAUGGUGUGUUUGACUCUAACUUAACUUUAUGCUGGAAUAUCCCUUUUUAAGAUGUGAUUUUUUUUCUCUUAAGAUGAACACAAACAGGGUUAUUUACAGCCACUGUAUGUAUUUACCCCAGUUGGAAUGCAUGUUUUUGGUGGGAGGGUCUUAACAGAAUUAAAAGGCAGCAGAGGGAGAAGCAGGAGGGUUAUGUUGGAGUAUGUUGUGUUCUGCUGCUUUGAUUUUGUUUACUCAAUAUUACACCUGCCAUUCCAGCAUCGAAGUAGAAAACCGUUUUAUUUAUUUAUACUUGACUUAUGUCAAUCAUUUUUCAGGUUUUGAUCACAAUCUAUUGGUUGGGUCGUAAGGCUCACCUGGAUGCAUUCUACAGCGGCCCUCAGCUCAACUUCAAGGCCUUUGAGGGGCUGUUAGGGUUGGCUCUGUCCAAGGUAAGCUCGUUCUUCUGAGCCCUUAAAGACGAUCCUUUUUAUCCGUCUCGUCUGCACUAACGCUUCUCUGUUGAUCAAGGCUCUAGAUGAAGGUGGUACAAUGUUCAGAGACAGCUGGGACCAAGAGAAAGAAGAAUACAUGAUGCACAAGAGGCCGAACUAUAAGAUGGAGAAUUCUGUGGACAGUGUGGACUCUCUGGACUCCCAAGCCCUCCGUCCAAACAGUGAAGGUGCCUCCUCUGAUUCAGUAACUUAGAAGAAACAAAAUACUGAGGAUCAAAGAUAAAUUUAUGUCCAUUGGGGGAGUUUUGCAGCCUUUUAAAUAAUUUGCGAGUCGUUCAGUUCAGUCAAUAGUGAUGUUUUUUUUUUCUUUUUGCUCCAAACAUCGUUAUUAUGCAGUGCUCGUCUCUGUAGUUCUGUCUCUUCCUUGUCUAAGUGAACUUUUUCAUUGAUUCCUUACAAACAGCUUUGGCUGGGCUUGAAGACAUCUUUCUCUUGAAAAUCAUUUUGUUUCUACAAUCCAUCUGCUCCUGCCAAUCAGGAAAAAAAAAUCAACUCUGACCCGACUCCGUCAUUCAUACUCAAUCCAUUUGAACUGAUUUCCUCGGAUCAACAUGGUUCUGAAAACUGCUGAUCCUCUGACUCAUUCUGUCAUUACUCUGCACUCUGCCGCACUCGCUCUCAGUGCACACAAGUGAUAAAUGGUAGCAAGUCUAACACCAGGGUGAUGGAAGAGGGUGAAAUAUUUGACACAUGGCUCACUGGAGGCUUGUCUGUGUGAAGACUCAGUCCUCCACUGAAGGUUCUCCUCUCCUCUCCUCUUGUCUAAAAGUUUUUUUACUUUUUCACUUUUUUUUCAGCUCAAGUUUUCCUCUGCACGAUCUCCAACUUGUGUCAUUUCUGCAGCUAUAAUUUAUCAUCUUUGUGCCACCUUCAAGGUUGUGGAAGUGACGCAGAGGCCGAGCAGGUGUUCAAGAUGGAGUCCUCGCAGCCCUCAGCACAGCAAAACAAAGGUUAUAAUCCUCCACCUCUCCUACAGGGAAAACAAGGACAGGAGGAGAAUGGAGUACUUGCCAGGUACUGCAGAUGAAUUACUUUUUCUUUUUCCUCAGAGUUCACUCGCUGCUUUUUUCUCACUCACGUUAAGCUGCGAAAGGACUUUAAGAAGUGAAUGUUUGUGUGAUUAAAACCACUCCAUUCCUUCACUUGAAAUGUUUUAUCUUUUGUUUGUGCUGUGCUUAAUCCUCAUAACCUUGCUAAGUAGAAUUUUUACCACACAUAACGAAAGAGAUGAUUUUAUUCCUGUAUCAAGUCAUCGUAAGAAACAUUACCAGGAACAUAAACAGGUUAUCAGCAAACUUGUGUCAGCCAGGUAGUGAUGGGCACAGCAGUGCUUAAAAAUGAACUGAAUCACUAGAAUCAGUUCACGAAAAUGAUUCGUUCAAAAGAUUCAUUCACCGAAUCACCAAAUCAUUCAGGGCUUGGCGGGAGGAGCCUGCGACUCCGACCUCCUGAACUGAUCCACAUCUGAACAGUUCAGGAUUCAGUUCAAUUCAUAGCUUCUCGGACCGGGAGAUGAGAGUGUUUGGCUGUGUUGAUUUGGCAAACAGGUUUGUAAAAAUGAACUUCUUUAUAAGUCAUGAUAUUUUAAGUGUACUGUCCUAUGGUGUGUUAUUUAUCAGGUUUAAAUUGGGGUCAGUGAGUGAACUUUUAGAAGAAUUUACGCUGAACAUGCUCCAUUCCCUUGCAAAUCGCUCCAAUGAUAGGAUGCUGCAGGUUUUAUGCACUACCUUGUUACAUGCUGUGUCCUAUUGCAUGAAGUUGUUGUGGCGGCACUUUAGCAGUAAAAAAAUGUAGUUUUCUCAGACAAAAAUGAUUCCAGAGAGUGAAGUUCAAUGCGUGAUUCAUUUACCAAGUGAUUCAGGCGUCGUUGCAUGCAGUCCCUCGUUCACCUGGCAAUGCUGCAUGCUAUAGCAGCUGCACUUCUGACAGCUCAACUGAAGCGAGAAACAAAUGAAUCACUUGAAGAAGUGAUUCGGUUCAGUAUGUUCACUUAAAAGAUUUGGUUCUUUUGAACGAAUCGUUUGCGAACGACACAACGCUACAGCCAGGUUCACAAGUUCAUGUUUGUGUGUAAGUUCAGCCUGGUUGUAUUAGAGGUGCCAUAGGUCUGUGAGUAAUGUCUGAUAUUAUGAUCAACAUACCCAAUAAUACAAACACUUCUUUCUUGUUUUGAUAGUAACGAUAUAAAGUUCUUUGAUGACUGUUUUAUAUCGAGUGCUCUCAGCUGCUAACACCAAACUGAAGCUCGGUCUCAGUUGUUUAAGAUGAGCUGGCCUCCUCUGUACAAGCUUCUGUCAUACUGUGGUCUUUAUGCAGUUGUCCUCUCGUUACCAUAGUAACAUUACUCUCAAGAUCAUCUCAGGGUCUGUCUGGCAGCAGUACUUCAGCCGUCUCCUCAGUCGCUGUGGGUCAGAUAUGUGCUCGAGAAACGGCGCGGCCUUUAUUCAUUCAGAGAUGAGUGUGCAAUAUUUGAUGAAGGCCAAGGUGUUCGCAGCGAUCUCUGCUCUCAUCUUACUAAUUCAGCGAGAAGCUGCUGUGUAAAGAAUUUUGAAUGUCAGCACUCCUCAUUGCUCUGGUAUUAUUUCACACUACCAGCUACCUCACUGCUUGGAAAUUUAACAGCAUGAAAUCUGAAUCUUAUCAUCCAAAUUCAGCAAAUCUUCACACAUGCAUUAAUCAAAUCAUCAGACAUGAAUAUUUUGAGGCAGAUUUUUUUCGCUGUGACAUCCUCUUUCCCCUUGUAAGCAGUUGUGGGUUUACCAUUCUUUGCUACAGCAUCGAAGAGGUUCCCAUCUCCGCUCAAUCUCCCCUCGCUUUGUUUCCCACUGCGUGCUCCACCGAUGAAGAUAUUUCCCUACAAGCUUUACGUGACGAAGACUCCGAAGAUGAUUAUACUGAUGCCGACCCAGUUCUGGAUGACUUGUAUUCCCGUCGAGUAAAGCAGACCCUUCAUCAGACUUCCACCAAUCCACACUACGGCCGCUUCUUACCACAAUAUUGGACACCUGAAGAGGAGACACGUGUGCGCACAAUCUACCGUGGCUCCCAGAAAAGACUUUGGUAUCAUGAAAUGCAGAGAUUAAGGUCUGUUUGCUGUUUUUCUGCUGCUCGAUGACGCAACGAAGUGAAAGCAAAACUAAUGCUGCAGGUUUGCUUAAUUCUUAAAGACCCACUCCGAUGAAAAUCAUGUUUUUCUUGUUUUUUUAUGAAUUCACAUGGCAUUUUUCUGAUGCUACAGGACAUUUCUGAGUAUUUCUUCAUUCAAAUCGCUGUGAAUCUCUGGCAGACCCAAACGGCAGGUUCAGGUACAGUGAGAUUUCAUAUGUAACCAAUCCAAGCUCCGCCCCCGGAGGCUAUGCAGGCCACACUCUGUAUAUAGAGGAGAAAUACAGAGGAUACAUACAUAAUACAGCGGAUUGCAAUGCUUGUAAGAAAGCUAAUUAUGAUAAUAUAUUUCAUUGUGUCGCUAAAGACGUUAGUGUCCAACAGUUGAAUAUCUCCUUUGUUACCUGCCACUUCUGCUGCAUUGGCUAGCGUGAAGAUGAGCAUGCGGAGCAGCGCUGUCUCCGCCCACGACUCAGAGGUGAAUUGCUAAUGAUCUACUGGAGCUCUGCAGAAGAAAAGCCCUUGAAAACGACACAAGUAAUGCGAUUUUUGGUAAAAAUGCCAUAAUCACGAUUUAAAGACCACUGAGAGUACUUAAAGUAGUAAAAAAUAUGAUCGGAGUGGGACUUUAAUGUAAAAGCUGUCGACUAGUUGCUCAAAGUCAUCGAUGCAUGGCUGAGUUUGCAGGCUGGAAUCUGACUUACUGACUGGAUCUUUUACCGUGUGAUGCCAAAGUAAUCUCUGCGUGGUGUGAUAGUUGACUUUCUUUGUUGGCGAAUGCAAUAGUUUGUCAAGUCAGGCUUUGAAUCUGCAAAAACUAUCUAAUGUCUAGAUUGCAAGUUAAAACAACAGAGCAAGUUAGGGCUGGGCGAUAUGGCCUCAAAUCAAUAUCACAAUAUAUUGAGCAGUUCACCUAAAUUAAGAUAAAUAGACGAUAACUACUCCACAAGCUGCUCACCCCCUCCCACAUUAACUUUGUCUACUUCAGCUGCCGCUCCAACUUAUGAACCGUCCUCCAUCUCCUCACCUCUCUUUCAUUUUUGUUAUGGACUUGAUGGGGUGGAGUCACGUCUGCGAUGUAGGACAGGAUCUUCAAGGGACAUGAGACCAUAGCCUAUCUUCACAUAUCCAAAAACAACUUUCAUUUAUUUCUAUUUUGACACUGAAUAUACCGACAUGGGCAAAAUGACGUUGGUUAUUGUCGUAAAUUUCGGUAACGGUAAAUUUUUGGUUUAUCGCCCAGCCCUAGAGCGAGUGCUGCUAAACCCGUGUACCUCAAAACCUUUCAAAUGUUCUCCUCUCCUGUUCCCUUUUCUUUGACUGCAGCCAUAAAGCGAUGAGUUCCUCUGAGCAAGAGUUGGAUAUGGAUUUUAUUUCCUGGCUUGCGAUGUCUGCUAGCGUACGAAACAUCCCUGCCACAUCUGGAGAGCCUCGAAACAACUGCUCAGAAACCCUCUCAUAGCCAGGGACACACACUCACACACAUGUCCAUGAGAGCCAUACCUGAAACACACAUGCAUCAAUGUUCAGACUGUUGAAUCAGGCUCUAACACAUUUCUACUCAUUAUGUCUUGUGUAAUGGAGUCAGUGCACCUGUAAUUUUUGCAUUUUCCUAUCGUAUCAACAAACCAAAUUGAGUGAAGGUGUGACAAUUUAGCUGUUAAUGACGUUUGCUGAAGAGAUGUUUUGUUGCAAAGUUUUUAGGAAAUUAAAAACGUGUCUAAUUUGUGUGGUUGCUGAUUAAUGUUCCCCCAAGUACAGCCUGUCUCAUUAUCAGCAUUCAUUCUGCCACCUUUUGUGGUUCACAUGACGUGAGGACGUUUUAGCUGAGUGAUUUAUUACUUAAUACAAAUUUGACAGAUGACUCACGUUGUCGUACUCUGACGGCCGUAACUUUUUAUUUUUAUCACCUUUUACGCCAGCACAGAUGCUUUCUGCAUGAAUAAUAUGAGUGUAUAAAUAGUGUGUCAUAGUGGAUUAAAUAAAACAGCAAAAACAAAGUGGGAUUAAAUUGAUUCUUUAUUCCUGGAUCUUCUGUUUGUGAUGCAGGUUAGUCUGACAGCUUUUAUUUUUUUAUUAUUUGUGAUUUAAAUGAUUUUUUUUUCUCUGAAACAAGGUGCUUUUGUUUUAUUUAAAUUUUAGAAAUAUUAUGAUGUUGAUCAGUCUGUGUACUUCUUUUUGGUUAUGUAGGGCAUAUCAUAUCAAGGUCAAACCUGAGACACCAGUCCAGGUCAACCCUGGCUGGAUUUGGUAAGUCCUAAAGUUCUGGGUCCAGUACCUGGUGCAACAGUGUGUGGGGCUUGGGUCUUGCUGCUUUGCCUUUUUUUGCUUUAGUUUGUAUUCACCUCACACUAGAGGAAAUUGGCCUGCAAACAUCAUUUGUCUUUUCAUAAAGAUGGAGCACUUCGUGUACCUCCCACAAAUGAUUUCUGGGCAGAGACGUGACGGUAGAAUUUAUGACGAGCUGUAGGAUUGUUUGUUGGCACGGUCCUGGUUCCUCCCAUCAAAUGAUGUCACAGUCCUGAUUUACCACCUGCUAACGGCAGCUGUAAGUUACUUGAAUGUCACAUCUGACAUCCUCUGGUGCUCACUGCGGUACUAUUUCUUGUAACAAGUCAUGGCUGUUGUGCUAUCCAGACAGCAACAUCUGUCGCCGUUGUACCGCAGCGUUACUCGGCUCGAGUGCUCCUCGCUGCUGCUCACACUAUGUGCUAAGGAUUGUGUUGUUUGGGUGCAAAAUGUGCCACGCUGCAGCUGUAAAUACUGGAACGUGCUGAUCUGUCAUGUAGCGUGUGUUGGUUUAAAAUGGCAUGUUUGUGUGAUUCUAAUCCAAUUUCUAGCAUUCGUCAUUCUUGCUACUGCGUGGGGCUGCUAGAGUGAGAUUUUUUACAUCAGUGUCUUUAAAUAUCAUCUGUUUUUACUCUAUGUAUUCAUAUUUUGCAAUCAUAUCUGACUCUUUUAUUCAUUCUAACCAGGAGCAAAUCACUGAGUGACAUCCCAAUGGUGUACCCCGUGCGGAAAGCUCCUGAAGGGCACACCAUUUAUGAUCACGUAGACCAGAAUGCUGGCCUCGCACAAGAGUGGGAUCAAGAAAACAAGCGCAAAUGUAGCGUCGCUGCCAAGGACAGUGAAGCCCAGUGGCAGGAUGUAGGUGUUAAAACACGAAUUUGACAAAUAUGUGGUCCAGUUUCUUCAGCAGUAGAAGCUCAUCUUUUUGGAUCACAAUUCAAUCAUCUAAAAAGAAAGGUGCUUCAUUAGAUUCCUUUUUUUCCCAGGACUUGACGAAGUGGAAGAACCGCCGCAGGAGCACUAAGUCUGACUCACGAAGGAAGUCCCAGGAUAGAGAGCAUGUCAUUAGCCAGAUGGUCAAUGGGGUCGGGAGUACACUUGACAGAAAUGGAGCACAAGGUGGACUGCUAAAGAGGUACGCUUCCACUACAAAUGGGAAAAAAAACCUUUCCCACUUCCACACUGUGUGCUUCCAAGAGUUCAUAUGGUGACUGCUUGAGAAGCUGCUGAGCUGGCUUCAUGGGUGUUGAAUGUGCUAAUGUAAUAAGACACCAACACCCCUCACCUCUCUUCUCAUCUCUUCUGCUAACUAUUAUUACAUCGCCUUUCUCCCCUUACCUGCCAAUUCCCCAGAGACCAGCAGUCACCACGCAGACACAACCCUGCCCCUUGUCCUUACUCCGCCCCCCCUUCAUUCAAAUCCUCGAGCUUGGACCUGAAACCACGUACGCGGGCUUUACUGGCCCGCAGCUACGCCACUGAGACACCCGACAGCCCGACAGCUCCACUCAGCACUCGUACCCCAACCUGCAGUUUGGUAAGUCUCCAGUUUUGAUCUGUGUGACCUCAAUGUUCUUUGACUGUAUGUCUGGUUGUGUUGUGGUGGAAAUACCAGUAUGAACUAUUAUUAUUACAGGAGAUAUUAUUCAGAUGCAGAAACUAUGUGACACACAUAAAAUACUUUUUACUUUUAGGGGUCAUCAGGUGGAUCCAUGCCUGCCUCUGACGGAAUCAUCUUAGGAGAGGUGACCCACUUGGCCUCCCUAGCUUCGGAUGGAACAAGAGUUACCACACCUUCCCCUGACUGUCCUUUCAGCUCACAGACCCCCACCAGAGCCCAAGGCUGCAUGGAUUCUGUCCAGUCCACGGCUGAAACAGCCCAGUCCAACACCAACAUUGUCUUCACAAACCAAAUUUCCACUCUAACCACAACUCUCCAGGCAGUCAAGCCUGCAGAGUUGACCUGCACCAGGGUUUCAUCCUCCAUUGCUUCCAAAGUUCCUGCUCCUUUCCCUCAUGUGGUCCAUCACGCAGGAGCUGAUCCUCUGGCGGACUUGUCCCAUCAGAACCAUGAGCCUCAGAAAGAGAGCCAGAAGACAUCUUGUGAACCAGCUGUGGAGACAGGUCAAGGCCAGCAGGAUACAGGCAGUUACAAGUUUUACUCCAGACCUGGGUCUUGGUCUGGCUCUGCCAGCCUGCCUCGUGGAUACAGAAGAUCUGAAGGCUCAUCCCGUCUCUCCUCUGCGAUCACGGCCAGACCGUUUGGGAGCAAGCAGUCUAGACUGUCCUCUCUGCCAAGACUGUGCAAUGUAAGUAUAAAUCAGGGUUCCUACGCAAGUAUGGAAAUCAAUUUGAUGGAUAUCCAGGUCUUUUAGAAGUACGGAAAAUGAAAAAUAAACAAUGGAAAAAUAUUUAUGUUUCUAGACUAUUACCACAGUUAUAAAAUACUGUUUUCUAAAAUGCAAAAGUAGGUAUUUCUAAAAAUUGUACCCUGUAUAACGGUCAGCAGAACCUUUGUGCUGUUGUCGUGAGAAAAAAUGGGAAUGGCGUGCGUGUUGUGCAAUGAUUUAAUUUUAAUUGUAUGAACAUCCCAUCUGGGCAGCCCAUCCCCAUGAUUCAUUCAGGCGAACUGAAAAUGUGUCCAACUUUUUAGUCAAGAUCCUUUCAAAACGCUCCUUAUUGCUGCGGUGGAUCUGGGAGCACAGAGUAAAACAGUGGCAGGGGUUUUGAAAAUUGAAGUUUAGUAGCGCUCCAAGAGCCCUGAAGCUUUUGUAGUAGGAAGAUAUACCACCUGCCAUUUUUUAAUUUUAUGGUCCAGACAGUGUUUGGUUUAUUGGACAUUUGGUGCUCAGAAGUGUGCACAGGGACAGAGGGACUUGUUUAGUUAGUGUAAUGGGAACUUUGUGUGUGUGUGUGUGUGUGGGUGGAGGGGUUUCCAUGUGAGUGUGCUACCCUCGUUAUCUUACAUCACUCCCUUCAUUAAUAAUAGAAAUGCUGCUGCGCUGUUUUAAACAGUGUCGACUGAAUGCAAAAAACAUGUUUUAUUUUUGCAGAAGUGCACCGGCUAUAGAUAUUCUGUACCAGCGUGCCAGCGACAUUUAAAGGUUGCAGAGGGAAUUGUGCAGUCACAUGUCACCGUGUCGUUACUCUGAGUACAAUCUGUCUUUAUUUAUCUCCAGGUAGACAACAACCAGGGUCUGCUGCUGAAAUGUGAGAAAGAGGAAUAUCUUUCUCCGCCUGCUGAAUCUUCACUCAAAAGACAAACCGCCUCUGCACACCUGAAGGGUCAGUUGCAGACUGCUAUCACAGAGAGGAAAGAGACACAGGUGAAGCCGGAUGGCAAAGAUCAGGGGACGGGAGUGAAAGGUGCUGCUCUUCCAAACCAGAUCCCACAGACUAAUGGUUAUCACCACCAGACCUCCAGCCAAACCAAGCUACUAUCAAACCUGCAGGCCCACCACAACAAAAGCUCCACCCCUUCUCCUAAUGCAGCCACUGAUGGCCCAAAGGUAUGUUUGUACUAUCCUUCAGCACACAUGGUGACAGGUAUGCUUUCACUGCAGAGCUUGUAUGACAAUAUUUUUUGAAACUUGUAUUUAUUUUAAAUCAAACUACCAUCUUUACAUUAAAGAGUGGAUAAAUCUGUAUUUUUCAGUGGAAGACCAAAAAGCUGCAGCUGUCGAAACAUUAGUAAAAUAAUGUACAGCAAUAACAGGUCAUCAGUACACAUGCAAACUCAGCGGGAACCCUCAUUGCAUGCUCGACUUUAUUGCUCACAAAACCUUAUUGUUUAUCAGCGUGAAUACUUACAUCUUCAAGUGAUGUAAUUAUGAAGCCAAAGUUUACAUCCUGACAGGAUCUUUGCUCGCAUGUAUCUCCACUUUACUUAGGUAGUGUUUUUCCUUGCACCUUUUCUCUGCAGGGGUAAGUGAUAUAUGUAAAAAGAUACUGAAUUCUGUUUUUGUGGGCUAGUUCCCACUAUUGUGCAAGCUAACCUUCAUGAUUUGAAGAACUUAAUCUGCUGUAAGUAGCAAUUUCAUUUUACUGCUUUGCUUUUACUAUUUGGUGUUUUGUGGACAUCACGUUCUGGUUCCCAGCUACAGCUGCUCGAUCACAGCAAAAUUCACAAUUAUGAUUGUUCUGAUUGACAUUGAGAAAAUAAUUAUCAAACAUGAAUUAUUCCACAUCUGCAUCAGUGCAUUUACAUUCCAAAGCAUGCCUGUCUUGCCUAAACAGUAUAUUAUGUUUACCCAAAGCAUGAGUCUGAGAACAGUUGAGUCAUAUUACUGAAAAAGACCAUCCAUCAAUUCUUCACUUCACUCUAAAAGCUUUAAUUAAGUUUAGGUGGCUCCAUUAAUGUCAGACUUUCACUUAUCGUGUAGUAUUUUAACACUGUGCAUGAUAAACCGAAGGAUCUGUGCUUCAUUGCCCUCACUUUUAUCAUAUAAAGUUUUAUAUCUUUCUCCAAAACCGACCAGUCUUGAUUUCAGGUUGGGGCUUGCAGUUGUAUUUUGGUUUGUUUAUCAUUAGAGCCUCUCGUUUGCUAUGCUUGCUUGGUCCUUUGGCUUUUCAGACAAACCUGCCUCCCCCGUGCUCUUCUCCCUGCUCCUCUUUUCUCCACCUGUGGCUGCAUGAUAGACAUAUGUUGAAUAUAGGGACUUUGACAGUAUCCACAACUUCCUUGUGCUUCCAAACUCUGUUGCACAUCAAUCUAAGCUCAUGAUGAGGUGAAAGCUGUGUGAUGGAAGAUGUGAAGGGCUGUGCUUCAUUUACCCUACAGGACAAGCGCAACAGUAUAAGCAGCACGUUUAUCAUCAAGUCUUGAUCAUGAUCAUGGGAACCUGUCAUGGGCUACUUCCAAGCAGUAUACACUCCCCAAUAAACUCUCAGACGCAGUUGAUUCACCUCUUCAAGUUUACUGAGGAAUCUUGUGAAACUGAAAUGAUACAGUAACAUAUAAAACAAUGAGUUACAGCUUACACACAAACAAGCAGUAGAGCUAAGCUACAUUAGCUUUAGCCGUUAUAAUCACAAACGAGCUAGAAUGCCGCUAGCAACGAAAAACAUGAAGCUAACUUCGUGUAGCAUUAGCGAUUAGCGCCAUAGCCGUUUUAACAACUUAAUUACACUUAAACAACCUUCAUCUUAAUACAACAACACAACAACGUAUGAACACUUACAGACGUUGCAUGGACUAGAGGGAUGAAAACGGAGGAAAGGAGAGGAGCUUAGAACUGAACAACUGACGGACCUCGCGAAUCUGCACUCAAUAACUUCCGGUUUCUCGGUGACUCGCCGGCUACGUGUUGCCAUGGCAACGUGAUGUAAACAACUCACACUAGAGCGCAAAAACACUUCAGUAAGACGCAUUCAAGCAGCACAACACACAUUCAAGCAACAUUACAGAACCCAUUAUCUUAAUUUAACAGUAUGCUCUUAAAAGUUCUUAAAUCGGUGAUAGCAUUUUAUCUUCAUAAUACAAAAAUACAUUUUUGGCCAAUUUUAGGAUUUCUGUUAUUCAGUAUGUAAGAUUUCAUCAAAAUGUGGCUGAAGGAAGGAUAGUUUGCUUCAAUCAGGACCACUUUCAACAAAAAAUGAAUCAUUAUUUCUGUGCAUUGUUAUAUAUUCGGUGGUAUGGCUUUGUUUUGAAAGCUCCAUGUCUUAUCAUGAAAAGCCAAGGCAGGGAGGUCAGCUACAAGGACCUCAGGGAGCAGAACGGAGCAGGCAUGAGUGACUACACCUAUGACACUGGUAAAAUCAGACAGAGCGAGAAAAGGUGGAGCUGGGGUAGAGGCUGUUUGCAGAGGAAGCAGCAGCAGAAGAAGAAGGCGGGUCAAAGCAGUUUAAAUGGGAAAGCUUGUUUUGACCUUUUGCUGAUUAGAUGUGUAGAAAGCAAUCAGCUGAGCCGUCAGCUGAUACGGGCUGGGAUCAGCUGACAUACUGUGUGCUGAGCUUGACUGUGUGUCUUGCAUAGACUAAUGCCACACACAAGUAAAACCUAAUUAAAUCUGUUUUUGUUUUCAGAGAUGGAGGUUUAAUAUCAUUUAUUGUAGGGCAGCUGUUAUUAUUGAACGUGCGCGCGUUUGAUAAACUGGUCUCUCUGUGUCCCUGUUUGUGUAGCACUCCUUCAAAGUAUCUGGUUUCCGUCAGGAAGUACGGGACAUUGGAUCACAGGGUGUCACCUUUUCUGUGUUUCAGGUGGAUCACAGUGACAUGAGAGUGAGCCUUACUCUCAAACCCAACAGCAGACCAGACUUUGGCUUUCAGACUCAUUGGGACUCCACUGGAGUGAGAGUCAAAUUCAUUCAAGCAGGUAGGACUUGGAGAUUCUCUUGAUUAUUAUUCAACUGAAGUUUUGCCUCAUUAAUAUUUGCAAUCAUUACUAACGGCUAACGUUGGUGUGACAUUGUAACGUAUAAUUAAGACAUUUAAGGUACAGGCAUUGUGCAUUGUCUCUAAAAGAAAUCUUCCACAGAUGUCGCUGUUGACAGAGAAUACAGUUGACGAAUCGUCACCAUCAAAUUUCUGAUGUAAAGCACAGCAACACACCUCAUGUGGCAGGAAAAAAAUGACAGAAAUGAUUGUUUUAAUCAUGCCGUCCAUCACCAGCAAAGUAGUCUCGGACAUCAUUACUUUAAGUCACUUCUAAUGUGCAAAACUACCUCGCUAAAUAUGCCUAAUGGUUUAUAAUGACACCAUGAAUACUUGAGCAGACCUGAGAUGGUUUUUCUCACUUGCUUGCUGCCGCUCAGUUCUGGCUCGCUGGCCUUUAUUUCACCCCAGAACAGUUAGCUCGGAUUCAGUGUCUGCAGCUUGUUUCUCAGCUCGUGUCGAACAACAAUUUCUGGAGUGGCUACUUCUAUUUAUUUCAUAAUCUCAUGUGUCCUUUUCUUUUUUUCAUUUUUUUCCUGACACCUGUCUCUCUCUCCUCAGGCAGUCCAGCAGAGCAGUGCCAGCUGUGUGUGGACGAUGAGAUCCGGACUGUUAAUGGGGCUGCAGUGGCACACAUGAACUACACCCAGUGGAAGGAUAAAAUGACAUCUUCCCUGCAAACUGGCAGCCUGACCAUGGAUAUUCGGCGCCAUGGCAACAAGGGUGAGAUAAUGAGGCAAAGAGGAGGAUUUUUGCCACCUACUGAAGUUGUAUAUCAUAAUUUAACCUUUAACUCAUAACCGGCGGUCACAAACAUUGGUAUACAGCAAGGCUGGAGUUCAUGAUGACUGGUUGUUUUCAUUAGAUUGGAGCAUCAGUGAAGGGAGUCAUUGCAACCAGCCAGGCCAGAGCAGGAUGACCCUCAAUCUGACCACAGCAGCACCAGCUCUGAUAGGUUGCCCUGAUCACCAUUCCAACAGUGGUGCCUCUUCUGCCACCACAGCCAAAGCGUCAAAAUUCAGUGGGCAGACUGACGAUGUGAGCAUUGUUCAAGCGAGUUUUUAUCCCCCAUAGAAACGCUAAACUCUUCUUCUGACAGUGCAGCGUCGUAAUAAGUGCCGCUCAUCAGAUGAAUCUUGAUGUUCUCUCACCUGCCCAGGUGAUGCAGGGUAAAGUCAUGAAGGGAGAGCUUGCUGACAACCACAGGACAGCAAGAAGUAAAGGUAACAUCAGGCAUCAAGACAAACACUUCAUUAUGUGACUUUUCUCGUACUGUGCUGUCUGAUUGAUCCGUCCGUUCUUCUUCAUGUAGAUUAUCAUAGUGUUAUAAAGAAAAAUCAAAGACGGAGGGCUGAAUUUUUCAGACAACAAGGUAAAAACUCCAGUUUGAGAUUUAGCUCCACAUCAAGCGGCUUUGGUGACGGUGCUUUGCUUUAGUCGACGUUGAAUAUUCAUCAAAAGCAAUAUAAGAGCAUCUUUUCAGGCUUCCUCAUGUAGGAUUUAAAGUUUGGCCGCUGAAUGAAAGAAAUGAGAAGAUUUAUGUAAUUACAGCAGUUAACCUUCCCAAAAAACUAACUAUAAAAAUGAUCAAUAUGGAGCAUUUUUUAAUACUCCAUUAAAGCCCAAUGGUUUUCUCCGAGAAGAAAACCAUUGCUGGUCUGUGGCCAACCCUCCUCCCUGUUACCGCCGAUCUGACAGCAUGAAUCAUGUCUGUAACAUACAGUGUGCGCUGUGCAACAGAUGCUUCUUUGACUGAGCUAUUAGACGUUGUGUGUGUUGGUGGGAUGUCAUUUUUAAUUGGUGGCCUUUUUCCUUCUUUAGCACAAUGAUGUGUUUGUGAUGCUGCUGUCCUUUUGUGGUUGUUAAUGAAUCUGAUGCAUGUCCUGCUACAAUCACUUCUCUCUCUCCAGGCUCUGCAGGAUUCAGCUCAUGGGUUUACUUGUGUGGUAAAUGUUUGUGCUGUGUGAAGUGAUUUUUUUUUUUUUCCUCUUUGAAUGCACUAUCGGAAAAACAUUUCUGUAAAGAAUUGUAGUUUCUCUCAAUAUGUAGGAAUAUGCUUGUUGAGAUGAAGCUUUUGAAAUCCUUUUUUUUCUUCUUCUGAAUAUGAGAAUUUCAAGCUUAAAAUAUUGUGAGACUAUCUUCUAUGGUGUGUGUUUGCGGUAUCAUGAGGUCAGGGGCACAUUAUUAUCAUUAUUGAAUUUCCCUUCAGGGAUCAAUAAAGUUCUUAUCUUAUCACUACUACAUGAUCUCAUACUGAAAAAUGAUCCAACUAUACUGGACAUAAAGUUGUACAAGUAUCAAACUUUUUAUCCUUUCAUUCUGAGGAAUGUAUUUGACCUUUAGCCUUCAGUUUACAUCCUUAACGUCCCACUCCGAUCGUUUUUUUCACUACUUAAAAUGUUCUCAGGUGAUGUAAAAACAUCAUAAUCCCAAUUUAAAGACCACUUUGUCGUUUUCAAUGGCUUUUCUACUGCAGAGCUCAAAUAGAUCAUUAGCAAUUUGCCUCUGAGUUGUGGGCGGAGACAGCGCUCUUCACGUUAGCUUGUAGCCUUACAUUGCCGGUGCAGCAGAAGUAGUAGGUAACAUAGGAGGUAUUCAGCUCUCGGACACUAAUGUCUCUGGGGACGUGAUGAAAGUUAAUAUCUUAACCCUCUGAGAUCCUUCGUUUUUCUACACUCAAUCAGAUCCCAUUGGGUCAAAUUUGAACCGUACGGGUUUCACUGUAUAAAACCAUGAUAACGUAACAAAGUGACACAGAUUUGAGUUUUAUCUGCUUGGCCAACUUCAGACCAAUCUAUUGACACCAAGUUUAUACUUAUUGGUGGAAUUUUUUGGUAGCAUUUAUUAUAAUAAUAUGAAAUAUGACCCCAUUUAUUAUUUAAUAAACAACAGAAAUCAUAGAUUAUGUCAAAUGCAGUUCAAGCCAGGUGGGUGUUGGGGUGUGUCUGGACAGGUGUAUAAGUGUGUUCAUUGUGCUUGAGAUCACAAGAUUAGGACAUACUGUUCAACAGCAUCACUCAGUAUCUUCCCAGGUCAAAUUUGACUCGAAGGUCUGAAGUGCUAUUAAUAAACAUUUUAUUUUAUUUGUAACUAGUGUCAUUUUGAACUGCAUCUUAGAGUUAUCUUUUAUCUAACUGGCAGAAAUUUUAUUUGUAAGCUAAGCGAAAACGGUUUCAGGUCAAAUAUGACCUGAAGGUCAAGCAAAGGAUAAAUAGCUUUCUUAUGAGCAUUACCAGGCGCUAACUUACACGCUUGUUUCAUGAUCGUCCUCUCUAUAUUCUGCCAAGUCUGGCCUGCAUAGCUGGGCUCCAGGGGCAGAGCUUGCAGUUGUGACGUAGGAAAUCUCACUGCGUCUGAGCCUGCCGUUAAGGUCUGUGACUGUCAGAUAUACUCAGAAAAGUAAUUUCACACUUUCUUUUCUCAUGAUUUGUCCUAUAGCAUCAGAAAAAUGCCAUGUGAACAUUUAGACAACAAGAAAAACAUGAUUUUCAUCAGAGUGGGUCUUUAAGACAUGGUUUGAUGGCACAGUGUACUGUCAACUCAUAAUUUAUAUCAUUUAGUUUGUAGUGCAGGCUGUAACCUUCAGCUCUAAGUCAUUGUAAACUGUGAAAUUCAUAUUGAUGCUUUAACCAGCUUCUUAUUCUGAUGUUGACAGAUUCAGCAGGAUUCAGUGAGGAAAUUAGAGCUACAUGUGUGGUGUUCUGCCUGUUACCUAGUAUAGGACAGUGCAGAAAAACACACAAUGCAUAAAAAUCAUCCAUUAUGUGACCGACUCUCAUGAUGCUUUAAAUUAUUGGUCCUCUACUGUGUCCUCCGCUGUGAUUGUGCUGAAUGUGUCACUUUACGAUGUCAUUUUGCUGACCUGUCUUUUUCUUCCUCAGGAGGUUCAGAAUCUGCGAUAUCUGAUGUAAGUCAACCCUCCAUGACCAUCACUUGAUCAGAGCAUGUUUGUGUAAACACAAGUUAUUUGUGUACGCUGAAAGAGUUUGUGUGUUGCACUCUGAUCCUGUUUUAUAUCUGUUUUUUUGCAUCACCAGCUCCAGGUGCCAUCCCUCAGCCCCUCCUCAUCCAGCUGGUCGUGGGACCACGAGGAGGAUCGAAGGCGUCAGGAGAAGUGGCAGGAAGAACAGGAGCGCCUCCUACAGGUGAAGGCAGAGCGUUUCACUCCACUCAGGAGGAAAUCACUCCUUUUUAUCUUAAUCUCCACCUGAUGUUUAUAGCCGUUUGUGGUUUUUUUUUAGGAGCAGUAUCAGCGGGAUCAGGAGAGGCUCCAAGCUGAGUGGCAGAAGGCUGAAGAGGAUGCAUUGGUGCAGGUAUGCAGAGAGACACUGAGGGGCCUUUUAACACUCUGUUUACCAGACUCACCAUCUUUAUUUGCACAUAAUUGCAAUAAAAACUAAUAAUAAUAAAUUGAUGGAAUAGAUAAACAACACAUCAGUACACAAAAUGAAAAUUAUAAUGAAUGAGAUUUUUAAAAACCUUCCUUAAAAUACCAAGACACAUCAUCCCCUGAACUUGUUCAUCCAUCUGACUCUUCCUCAUCGAGGCUCUGAAGCAAAGCUAAAACCUCCAUACUUGUCAUGUUUGGGUCUCUUAAGUUUUAAAUAAAGUUAUAGCAAGAUUUUAGCUUCACAGAGUUUAAAGUACAAAAUAAACAACAGAGCAGGGAAAGAGCAGGAAAAUGUAGCAAAUAGAGAAAUAAAACACCCUUUGUAAAAAGCACGAGUCAAUUUGACUACGCUGGUUAUUCGAGGUAGUUAUACUCAGAUUUUUUAAGUGUUUUGAAAUUUUAGUGAUAAAACAAUGUUAGAGUAAAAUACACACACAUUUAGGAAAAGUCAGGGUGCGACUGGUAUAUGGGUUGUAUUUAAUAAAGUUAUGACAUUGUAAGUUUUGAAAGCAGUGAAAAUGACUGUCUUGGUAGUUUGAGUGUUAAAAGCUGCAUUUAUAUGUGUAAUGGGAUAAUUAUCAUUUAUAGUUUUCAGUAAAAAAAUAAAGGCUGCAAAUUCUGUACUUAAACCACAAAAAAUAAAAAUCAUUUAGAGAACAAAUUCAUUUUUUCAAAGCACUUAUAUACUUAAAGUUCAUGUUAAGUCGUGAUAAUGUGUUAUUUAUGACUUUGUAUUGUAACAGGAACAAGUUUAGCUUUUACUGAGAACUACAUCGUUCCUUUAAUGCAGUUUUUAAACACCAUAAGAACCGAUCACAUAACCGUUUUAAAUUUUUAUUCCCCCUUUUAUCACGUACAUAAAGAACACCUUUGCACCAGAGAUGAUAAAUGGAGGUGCGGGUCCCUCCAGCACCCCUCUGCGUGUGAACGGAUUGACAAAGAAAACAAGAGAAGAGGAGCGCAGCCCUGAGAGACAUGAGCUGAGACAAGUCGGAUCAAAGACUCAAAGUGAUUUACAAGGAGCGCAAAGGAACAAGAUCGAUGAGCCGACCUGGUAAAUAAAGUCCUCUUCUCCUUGUUUCUUGCACCCCCAGCAUCAUCAGCUCUUCCUACUUUUUGCUGAGUCAUGUAUAUAAAUAACUAUUUUCUAUUUUCAGUGCAGAUAUUGCUUUCAAUCAAAAUGAAUAUCAAGCAUUUCUUAAUACUGUUUUUUCUGAUCUUUUCUACUCUUCUGCUGCACCUCCUGCUGCUUUGCUCCGCCCCUCAGGCCUGACGACUCCUGCGGCUUUGCUCAGCUGUCCCCUGCACACAGGUCAGGACUCAAUGAGCCGAGUUCCCACUUGGUGUGGCUCAAGUGUCUACAGUUAAAAAGAUAUUAAUAUUUAGCUCUCUUGUGGUGUGGUGUGGUAUUUGUCUGUAAAGCUUUGCAAAAUGUAAUAUUAAUAGCUACUUUUUCUGCCCCGUGAAAGGAUAACUCUCUUCGAAGCCAACAUCAGCAUGCAAGAAGCCACUUGAAACCUCGUUUGCUCUAAUUUUCGAGUAAAUUAAGUGGAGCUUUUAUUGAUUUUUCUCCCUGUAGGGCAAAGUCCUUGUCUACCCCAGCAUUAGCCGGUCUUCACAAACAAACAAAAGGUACGUUUUUUUGUUUUAGUCAUAAUACUGCCCUCUUUUCUGGUGAUGUGCUGACCUCUCUCACUCUUAUUGGCCCAGGUGAACAAAGGAAAAGUUUAGGACACACCGUGUCUCAGGUGGAGAAAGAGCGACAGCAAAUUUUGGAGGAGAUGAAGAAAAGGACUCAGCUGCUGACUGACAACAGCUGGAUACGUCAGCGCAGCAGCAGCGUUUACAAAGAGCCCAUCUAUGUCGGGGUCCCUCUAAAGAGGUGGGUGCACCUGGACUAAGUGUGUACUGUAACUUGUGUGUUUUUUUUCCUCUCACAGUGCAUCAAAUGUGUCAUUUUCAUAAAGGUAUGAGUCUCUGGAUAACCUGGACAGUUUCCGCCAAUCACCGGUCUUGAGCACCACGUUCAGUUAUCCUCGUCCACACUCGGCUGCUGCAGGUUAUUGUGCUCCCACCAGGAACUCAUCCUCCCGCUACAGCACUGGAUCAAUGCAGAGAAACGCCGCCAUGGACUCGAUUCAUCAAAGCAGGUUCGUUAAAAGACAAAUCUAACUCCUGUUUCUCUUCAGUGUGUUCUUUCCUGUCUUAUCAAACAUUCUGGCCUGACUCUGUUAACAUGUGCUGCCCCAGGAUCAGUGGCAGGAGGACUUGCUGUGUGUGUGAGCGUCUUCUGGGUAGUGGGGCAGCCAUGGUCAUAGAGACCCUUAGUCUCUGCUUCCACCUGGCCUGUUUCCAGGUGAGAGGUUACGAUCGGGUCAUAGUCACAGUAGCUAAUGAACCUGCUAGUUGUGAGUCCUUCUGUCUCUCACUGUUUUGGUGCAGGCUCACUGGGUACCACUGGGCAUUCAUCAACUUUUGUCAGCAAGCCAUGUGAACUUGCAGAUAAAAGUUGGACAGAUAUUCUGUUUUGGUGAAGAAAUUCUUUUUUUUUUUUUUUUGCUGGGCACCAACACAUUUUGCAGAAUAUUUUACUCAUAAGGCCAGUGUUCAUUGACUUGUUUUUGUGCACAUGUAGUAUUCCAUUUGGUGCAUAAAAGAGCAAAAUUUGGAAACACCAGCAGGACAUCCUAUUUCAGAAAAGAAGUCUGAAAGCAACUGUAGCCACGUUUACAUGUGCAAAAUUUUUUGAUCCGAUUAAACAUUUGAGGGAUUGGAUAAUCUGAAUCCACUCUUUAUAUGGGUGCAAAAUCAAAUAUACAUGCACCAAGCUUUAUUCAUAUUAGAAGCAUUUGGACAUGCACAGAGUUGUCUAAUUUCGCUAAAACAACCGCAGAAGAAGAAGAAGAGUUGUAUUUACGCCUGUGCUGUCAACAAAACAACAAACGCGGUAGCGGUUCACUCCAUCCAAUUCAGGAGUUUUCCCCGGUUAAAUGUUGUCACUAGAUGGCGCCCUUUGCGCACUUAUUUUACUGUUCUGUCAAAGGUUGCACUGUGCGUGCAGAUGUGACAUCAUUACGCUGUUUGUACGCCUUGUUAUGUUACCGAAGGAGCAGACACGGCACUCCCCCCUCCCUCCUUCGCCUCUGAUUGGCUAGAAGUGCUGGGCUCUGAUUGGUUAUUCCUUAUGGCUGUGAAACGUCAUCGUCUGUUGGGUUAGGAUACGGGUUAGGAUUAGGAGAUUCAGAAGUGUGAUAAUGUUCUAUAAUGUUCUGUUCGGUGUACAGAGCCGACAGCCCGCUUUUGGCUUGAGCGUGUGAUGACAUUUCCAGCUUUUCUAGCCAAUCAGAGGCGAAGGAAGUGGGACUUUUCCCUACCAUCCUGCAAAAAAAUAUAUAUAUACCCUGUGGUUGUGUUUUAUGCCAGAGUGUUAAUAAUGAAACCUGCACUGACCUCAAUAAAUAAGCUAAAGAGUGAAGAUCGAGUCAGGUUAAAGAGUCACGAUCGGAGUAAGUAUUUACAUGGACACGUUUCGGAAUAACGGCAGAAACCACCCUUCUCGAUCAGAAAACAAUUUCUUUCCGAUGGAGCUGAAUUGGAUCAGAAUCUUCUGAUUGACAUGUUCAGAUGGCGCAUUUUUAUUCUGAUCGGGCAUUUAUUCCGAUUAUUUGUGCCCAUGUAAACGCAGCUUUUGACCGUCUCUUUGAGUAACGUCAGAAGGACUCUUAAGGAGAAAUCGAGUCCAUGUAAUUGCCACCAUGAGCUUUCUGAUUAAAGGCACCUGCUUGUAGAGUUUUUCCUGACACCUCUCCAUGCUUCUGUCCUCCCUGUCUCUCACCUGGUGUGGUCAGGGGCCUUGUCUGUGGUAUUUUUAGGUGUUGUCUGUGCAUUUGGUUGGUUUAAUGGUACACACCCACCUGCUGCCCUGCUUCACGUUUUAGUCGCCCACUGUGAAAAUAUCACUGGCUGAGCUAGCUGACUAAAGUUAAUUUGCAAGUGUGUGUUAAAGCUGCUUCACUUCUUUAACCAUCUGCCUGAAAUGUGUUUCAGACGAACAUAGCACUCAGAAUAGUUCUUGUCUUAUUUUGCAAGAAGAAAGCUAGAUUCAGAGUUACGUUACGAAGGCCCAAAAGGCCCACGCUGCAGGGCGGCAUUGUCUCCAGCAGUCCUGUAAUCUUUUCCCACCUCUCCCUCCUCUCAGUGUGUGGGUUGCCAGCGACACCUCGGAGGAACCGAGACUGGAGUCCAGGUUCGAGUCCGAAACAGGAAGCCCUACUGUGAGCCCUGCUAUUUUCAACUAAAGUGUGAGUACUGCUGAACAAUGACUUCCACUUACCGUCACAGACACUCGUCAGGCGGUGCAGUUUCUGUGCCUCGUGUUUCUAGAUUGAGAUUCCUGACUCAAUCAGACCGUCUGAAUGCAGAAGAUUGCAUCAAAAACGACUCUCGUGACCAGUUUUCAGGCUCAAACUGAAUGUACUAGUAUUGGCCUUCAUGUUGCACAUUACUUGUCUGUGAAGUAAUAAUCAGAGUCUUGAUCAUUUUCAUUUCAAUCGUAGCUCCUUGUGGCCUCUCUAAGUGAGACAAACACCACACAGGAUUACUGAGAAGCACCAGUAAUCUGUGAGGAUUUCUGCAGUGGGAGCACGAGGGGGCAACCAUCAUCCACACAGCCAAGCCACGACUUUUUAUGUCCUACAGUAACUGCUUGGAAAAAGCGCAAACUCUUUUGUGUGAUGUAAAAUUUUACCACCUAUGGACCCCCAGAUAAAUAAUCCUCUACACAGCUGUUUCCUUUCAAAUAAUACGACACAGGACUUUGUUAGUUUCUCUCCCUCCUCAUGCAAAAAUUAAAUGUAAUAUAUGAAAUAAAGAUAAUUGUUAGUGUUGCAUAAAUGCUGUUAUUUUAAUGGUAGUAGCUGUUUGUCAUACUUGUUAUUCCCCUAUAGUGCACUAAACAUAUUGGACCAUUAUCAUUAAUGUAACUCAUGUAACAGGGCACUGUUUUAAAUUCCUGUACUGAAGCACUUUUCUUCUGCUAUAAUCUCACCAAGUGCACUCUGGGAUUAAUCAGUGGUGUGUGUGUAAGGUAUGUAUUUCUAACCAGAAAAUGAUCUUUGAUGUUAUUUGAAUAAAAUCCACAGAACAUUAUCUGUACGUGUUCAUUCAUUCAUACGCCACAUGGUGGCAUCGUUGGUCUCUGAUAAAACAGAAAUGUCAAAGUCAUUAAAGUCAUCACAUUUCUACCUUCAGUGUAAUUAUCGGAUAUUCAAUCACCUUUGAAGCUACAUAUUUGAUGGUUUGUGUAUGUAGAGUCCCACUGGUGAUGCUAGAGCGUGAGAACUUUGUGGCCUGCACUGAUUCGACUUUGCAUGACUGAAUUACUUACUGAUAUUUACUUAUCAAGCUUGAAUAAACCUUAAGUGCAUUUUCUAAUAUGUUUGGCUGUGCAACAACAUUUAUCAAGACUAGAAAAGAGCCAAAGCGCUCUGCUUAUCUGCCCUUGAGUAAACUCUUGAUUGUUUAAAUAUUUGAGGACUAGUGUAUAUUUUCUGAAGAUUUAAGGUUUCUUUUCCCUCUUUUUAUCAGACUCCACUGUAGAUAUGUUUGUUCAUCGUACGUCUGGUUAAACAAAGAGCUUUUUAUCAUGAAAUACUCCCCAAGACUAUCGGUGUGUAGUGAUUUGGUAAUGCUACACGUGGACAUUAUCCAGAUCUCACUGCUUUAAGGUUUGAUUUUGAAAGCUCCUCCGUUUAAUAAAGAUUUAUUCGCCUCUCUGAACUCCUCUGGCAGUUCACCCCGAGUCCACAGUGCCUUCCUGUCAACUUCUUUAAACACUUAAAAACCACUUUGGGUGAUUUCAUUUUCCAUUUAUAGAUAUUUAAGCAGUUCCCAGGAUAACUUUGUAAACAGGACGUUGAUUCUGAUGAAGAAGAGGGCCCUUGUUACGCUUCGCUUCACAUCAAUUGCAUGCAUCUAUUUUGUUUGGACAUCAAACUAAGACUCCAAAAUAAAUAAUGUUUCUUUGAAAGGACAAGUAUGUCGCAUGUCAUUUGGUGUCACGGCCUUUACAGCCUUGACUUAUUUGCAAACUUGGAUAUUUUGCAAUGCACAGACUUGACAACAAAUACUCAACAUGACACAUAAAAAAACAGACCAAUCUUGAAAAGAGGCCACAAACUGUCAUUUGCGUGUUUCAACGGGAAGUAAGUGAAAUCUCUAAAAGGGAAGAGAGAGUUCUCUGUUUGCUGGAUGUAAAAUAAGAAAGUGUGAGGAAGUGAAAUCUGCAACGAAAGGGUAAACUGUGCAGCAGAAAAAGAACUGCUGAAGUUAUAAAUGGCCACAUGUCAACAAAAGUAGUUAAUAAGUUAUUGCUGACCUUCUGUUAGGUGUUACAUACCGUUGUAAUAAUGCAGUCUAUGUGUGGUUUUACAGCGCUCUGGAGUGGCACAGAGGCAGCUUUCGAAGCAGUAUCUCAUCCUGACGAGGAAGUUGGAAUGCAAAUUAGAUUUGUAGCAGCUCGCGCAAACCUCACCGGGGCUCUUCCACCUGAUGGUUUACCAAAUGUCUGUCUGUAUGCCACCUUUCAGCUUGAUGAAGCCGGAACAUCUGAAGUGAGAACAGGGAAGCUGCCACAAAGAUGAUAUCCAGGUCACCCAGGCAGUGUCAACACGGUGGUUUCACUUAGGAGGAGUCAUUUUUAGAGCUCUGUACUCUCUGUGGACCCUCUGAAUAAAACUCCGAUGUUUAACAGUGGUCAUCCAACAGUCUUGGCCCUGAUGGAUGGAAAUGUUUUCACUGUGACCUGCUCUCUGGGAGGGAGGGAGCGCUCAGCUCCCAAAAGGCACAAGCGGAGGAAUAUUUCAGAUUCUGACAUGCUCCAUCUGUUGAAGAUGACUCUUGUGACUGUAGCCUGACCCAUAUUAAAUACCACAUCAUGUCAAGUAAGCCGGAAAGAGCGCAGGGUCAAAGAGAGCGGUCAGGCUCCGCAUGCAGAGACAUUAGUUACAUCAGAUUUAGCUUGAGAGGUGAAAGAUUAACCAGAUUAACUGAGCGGACCAUGUUUACAGAACAGCUACAUUGGACAUUAAUCUCAAUGAUAGCCACACACUCAAUUCUUCUAUUCCUUUAGUUUUAACCCGUAUUAUCUUCGCUGUAUUAAAAUGUAUCUGAGUGAAUUUUAAGCAUUGUUAUAGUUAUGGUAUUUUUAGUGUUUAUCCCUUAGGUUACUUGAGAUUUACUACUUCAGUGCCGUUAAAGCAUCUAUUAUUGUAUGAAUGAAUGAGAGAUAAUCUGUAAGGCCUAAUGGAAGCACACUCUUUGACUGAAAGGUCACAUAAUGUGCACCAAGAAAACCAUCUAAGCCACAAACAAGCUGACAGUUGUUGAGUAAUGCUGGUUUCUCUGUAUGUGCAUGUGUUCCCAGACGGAUACACAUUUUUCAAUGUACUGUUUCAACAUAAAUUAGUAACCAUGAGACCCAUGACAGCAGACAUCUUUAGAAACACCACAUAAUCUUACAAAACAGCUACUGUUGCAGUUUUUUCUUGUGUAAGAUGAGAGUCCAGAGCAGCCAAGGGGAAAAUCAUAACCCUGGUGUUUCUUUUUCUUUAAAAAUCCUCUGAAUUUUAAAUGCAUUGUUUCCACUGGGUUUGUAACCACUUAUGAUUUUAUUUCUCCUAGGGGAAAUUCCAACAUCCACCAAAAUUCCUUAAUUAUAGAUCCAUUUAAGAACUGUUUUACUUUAGAGGAAACUCUCUCCGCAAAGUUUCCUGGAGGAGUUUUCAGCACAUAUUUCAUCAUCUCGGUUCUCUGACCACUGGCUCUAAACAGAUCCACUCUGUCUUGUUUUUUGUACAUUGUCCUCUCACAAACUGGUUUCUCUUCCAGCACAAAAACCACCUCGUAAACUAAACGAGAAAUAGACAGAGAAGUAUCACAAACACUGAAU
Xyrichtys novacula (pearly razorfish) is the source of this 35199-nucleotide messenger RNA. The record is from the annotation of a GenBank genome assembly. Lineage: Eukaryota; Metazoa; Chordata; Actinopteri; Labriformes; Labridae.